AUGAAAUUGUCUCAGGCAUUGGCUAGGAUACCUUUCUCUACAACACCACCAGCCAGCAGUUCAGAAGCUCCUGUUUCUUCAUCUGCUGUGAAUCCUUCGUCGCCGCCGCUAGUUGCUUCUAAUUCUGGUUUUGAUUCUGUUGUGUCUCAGGAGAUGCCAGGGAAGAUGGAAGGAAUAGAGGAGGGCAUUGAGAAGAUGAUUUAUAGAUGCCGGUUUCUUGCUAUUCUUGGAGUUUUUGGGUCUUUAAUUGGAUCAUUUCUAUGCUUCAUCAAGGGAACCACAUUUGUUGCAGGGUCUUUCUUAGAAUACUCUGUUAAUCGCACUAAAGUAAUGCAAAUGUUAAUAGAAGCACUUGAUGUUUAUCUUUUAGGAACUGUGAUGCUGGUGUUCGGAAUGGGUCUCUAUGAACUCUUCGUCAGUAACCUUGAUAGCACAAGCUCUCUGCCUGAUCAAAAUCCUUGUGACAGAUCAAAUCUAUUUGGCUUAUUCACUUUGAAGGAAAGACCAAAAUGGUUGGAUAUAAAAACAGUGAAUGAGCUGAAAACGAAGGUUGGUCAUGUGAUAGUGAUGCUGCUUCUGAUUGGUUUGUUUGACAGAAGCAAGAAGGCUACUAUACAAACUCCUGUGGAUUUGCUAUGCUUCUGUGCUUCUGUCUUUCUUUCUUCAAGUUGUCUCUUUCUGCUGUCAAAGCUGAAUGAUUCUAAUUGA
Vicia faba (fava bean) is the source of this 708-nucleotide messenger RNA. NCBI's taxonomy places the organism in Eukaryota, Viridiplantae, Streptophyta, Magnoliopsida, Fabales, Fabaceae. The record is from the annotation of a GenBank genome assembly.